Macrosteles quadrilineatus (aster leafhopper) is the source of this 1333-nucleotide messenger RNA. Its product is annotated as thyrotropin-releasing hormone receptor-like. The record is from RefSeq and is a predicted model, not a curated record. Bases 28 to 1209 code for a protein of 393 amino acids. The transcript has 5 exons. NCBI's taxonomy places the organism in Eukaryota, Metazoa, Arthropoda, Insecta, Hemiptera, Cicadellidae. Gene Ontology annotation, cellular component: membrane. Gene Ontology annotation, molecular function: thyrotropin-releasing hormone receptor activity. Gene Ontology annotation, biological process: G protein-coupled receptor signaling pathway.
ACCACAGACAACCAAUGCCAGGAUAGGAUGGACAUUGAGGCUGGGGUCGUAGCUUGGGAUUGCGAGGACGCCUUAAACCUCACGACCUCGGCAUUCAGUGACCUCGACCUCGGUUGCAACGACACCGUCUUGCCUGUCAACGACUCCCUCAACGACCCAGCCUUCUUCUCCCAUCGCUACCGUGCUGUAGGGACCUUCUUUCAGGGUAUAGUGUUCCUGGUAGGCAUGCUGGGUAAUCUGAUGGUCGUGGUGGUAGUUCUACGCACGCGCAGUCUCCACUCUCCCACCAACUGCUACCUCGUGUCCCUGGCUGUGGCAGACAUGGUCGUCCUCGUCGCCUCAGUCCCCAACGAGAUCCUCAGCUAUUACCUGGUCGGCAACCAAUGGGUCUGGGGAGACCUCGGGUGUUCACUCUUCGUCUUCUUCCAGAACCUCGGGAUCAACUCUUCUUCGUUGAGUUUGAUCGCGUUUACUUUUGAAAGGUACAUAGCGAUAUGCCACCCCAUGAAGGCACAGAAGAUCUGCACACAACGACGCGCCCGGAAGAUCAUCGCUACAGUGUGGGCCGUAGCUGUGGUCUACUGCGCUCCAUGGCUAGUCCUCACCACCACCAAGCCUCUGCAGUACCGAGGCUUCCCUGAAGCAAGGUUCUGCGACUUCAAGCGGCCCAGGGACGAGUACCUCCUCUACUACUUCACAGACCUUGUCGUGUUCUAUGUCGUGCCUCUGGUCAUCUCUUGUGUUCUCUACGGCCUCAUCGCACGGACUCUGUUCAACCGGAAGGUUAUCCGUGCAGCCAUUAAACCGCCCGCCAUCGUAGCUACGGAGUGUCCCUCUUCCUCUAAAAGUCAAGUGGUGAAGAUGUUGGCCAUGGUUGUUGCUGUAUUUGCCACCCUGUGGCUUCCAUACCGAGGACUUCUAGUGUACAACUCUUUCGCCAUAUUGUUCAACAAGCCUAAAUAUAUGGAUCUUUGGUUCCUCAUGUUUGCAAAAACAUGUGUGUUCAUUAAUAGUGCCAUCAACCCUAUCCUGUACAACGCGAUGUCUACAAGGUUUAGACGAGCAUUCCAACGUUUCCUGUUGUGCGGAGAGCCUCGGGUGUCCACGACCGAGGCUACGUCGUCGCUCAAGCCUCUCUCCCGGGGAGUCACCACCUCCAGACCCCGCGGGACCAAGAGUAGCUUCAACACGACGAUGACGUCCAUGUGACAGGAGCAGGAGCGGUGGUGAGGAGGGAACUCUGUCGAGAAGACGCCGUAGUUGUUCAAAAACCGGGAGAACCGAUGGGGGAGAAAAUUGCAAAAUUGACCGGGAGUUCUACGGUCUGGAUAGU